AUGGCACGGGUGGGAGAAGGAGAUCCUCGGUGGAUAGUGGAUGAUCGAAAGGAUGGACACAAUGUCAAUGCGUGGCACUGGGAGGAACGUGAUCUUUCAGGCGAGUGCCAUGAGGAGCUCAAGCGACGUCUAAAAAAUUUUACGCUUUUGAAGGAAGACAACAUUGAGUUACGCGUUGAAGAAUUGAGUGAUAUCAGCGGUGAUGUAACAGUGGCUCAACGAAAGGGAAAGAUGAUGUGCUAUUUUGAGCUCAAGCUAACUUUGAAAUGGUCUGCUGGGGGCGAUGUUUCCGGGAAACUUACGGUGCCGGAGGUGGAUCACGAUAACUUCCGCGAUGAAUACGACAUUACUGUCAGUGUUACUGAGAACGACGCGGCGUCGCAAAAGGCAGACGCAUUAAUGCGGUCCAAAGGACGAGCUGCCGUACGGAAUGUCAUUACGAAUUACUUCAACGGGCUCUUUGAGACGUACCAGAUUGGCAAAAACCUCAAGAAUGCCUCUUCCUUACCUCCACCAGCCACAAAAAAGGAGACAACCCCUGUUGGUGGUAAUGUGAAGAGUGGUGCCACGGCGACAGAUUCCAAAGACACGGAAGCGACAAGCUUUUCGUGGAAGAUGCGCUGGAGAAUUCCUGUUGAAGAGCUUUUUACGGUUCUCAUGAAUGAAGAGCGCGCAUCGGUGUACACGCGGGCUCAGGCGAAGAUUGAUCCCCGAUCUGGUGGAACGUUUGAGUUUCUUGGAGGGGUUAUCAGCGGCUUUUUUGUUGAGGUGGUGCCGAAUGCUAUGAUUAAGAUGCAGUGGAGGCUCCGUAGCUGGCCAAGCGGUGUACACAGCUCCGUGGUGAUGGCACUGAAGAAGGAGGAACCCGGUGUGGUGACACUUGAAUUUGCACAGGUUGGUAUACCUGAGGGUGAGUUGCAGGUUGUACAGGAAGGAUGGAGGGCAAAUUUCUUUGAUGCCAUUAAGAUGGUGUUUGGUUAUUCCAUGGAGUAUAUUUGA
Molecule: messenger RNA, 999 nt
Organism: Trypanosoma cruzi
Lineage: Eukaryota; Euglenozoa; Kinetoplastea; Trypanosomatida; Trypanosomatidae
Exons: 1
Coding region: 1-999 (332 amino acids)
Biological process (GO): protein folding; positive regulation of ATP-dependent activity
Cellular component (GO): cytosol
Molecular function (GO): ATPase activator activity; protein-folding chaperone binding
Source: RefSeq, a predicted model, not a curated record